Molecule: messenger RNA, 591 nt
Organism: Rangifer tarandus platyrhynchus (Svalbard reindeer)
Lineage: Eukaryota; Metazoa; Chordata; Mammalia; Artiodactyla; Cervidae
Source: the annotation of a GenBank genome assembly
AUGGGGCUGCACACGCAGCGGACCCGCUGGCGGUGCUGUGUUGGGCUCCCCGGCCGGGCCUUGCCCCCAGCGUCUCCCCCAUCACAGGGCAGACCCAGGCCGCCCCAGCCUGGUGCUGCGUGCAGCUCCCCUGCGCUGUCUCCUGCAGCACUGCAGGUCCUCCUGGGCUCAGAAGUUUCUGAGAAGCACCACUCACCCCUGGCUCCGGCCUUCCCCUUGAAGCGCUCAUGUGAGCAUUCUUCAGGAACGGAGGAGGGACGCAUGAGCCAGGAUGACGCAGCUGCUGACACCACCUUGGACCUGGAAUUGUGCGCCGUGUCCUGGCUGCUGGGGCCCCAGAAGGCCCACCUGGUCCCUAGACCUCAUGGUGGCAGGGGGCGCACCGGUGGCCACCGUCCCUCCGCCAGGGCGGUGGGCAGGGCCUGCCGAGCCGCCCAUCAUGGCGGUGGGAGCGCGGCCGCCGGGGCCCGCGACUCCGCAGAGCGGUUGCCGUUGCUGCUGCUGAGAGGCGGCGGCGCGGGCAGGCGGGAGGGCGGGAAGGAUGGUGUUUCCGAGGUCGGAGCGGUGGGCGCGGACCAGGAGCCGGGCUGA